AUGGAGACAGAUGGGCACUGGUCACUGCCUAGGGCCAUGUCUGUGGUUCUGCUUAAGGUGGGGAUUGGGAUGAUGUCCAUGGCUACAGUUGCCAUUGAGGGCUCUUUGGAUGCCCAGGGUCUGUUGAGCUUUGAGAAUCUUCCUCAUUUGAUGUCACUGGCAUCCCAUCUUGCAUCUCAUGGGUUUUUUUGCCUAAGAUUUACUUGCAAAGGCCUUAAUAUUGUACAUAGAAUUAAGGCAUAUAAAGCAGUUUUGAAUUACCUAAAGACCUCAGGAGAAUACAAACUUGCUGGUGUUUUUCUUGGAGGUCGUUCGAUGGGCUCAAGAGCAGCUGCUUCUGUAAUGUGUCACACUGAGCUAGAUGACACUGAUGGUUUUGUUCGAGGUCUUAUUUGUAUUUCUUACCCACUGCACCAUCCAAAGCAGCAGCAGAAACUCAGGGACGAAGAUCUCUUUCGUAUAAAGGAUCCUGUACUGUUCGUGUCAGGUUCAGCAGAUGAGAUGUGUGAAAAGAACUUGUUGGAGAAAGUGGCACAGAAGAUGCGAGCUCCCAGUAAAAUCCACUGGAUUGAGAAGGCAAAUCAUUCCAUGGCAGUGAAAGGACGGUCAACAAAUGAUGUCUUCAAAGAAAUAAAUACACAGAUCUUGUUUUGGAUCCAAGAAAUCACUGAAAUGGACAAGAAAUAAUUGUCAUUAAAAGCCAUGUUAUUUUGAAUAAAAGUAUGGUUAAUUUGAUAAAGAACAGUAUACCUCUCAGCAUUGUGAGAUAUAUUUCAGACUAAUGUUCUUUAAUGUUGCCCUAUUUUUGAAACAUGGUAUUGUGGAAAUA
Molecule: messenger RNA, 829 nt
Organism: Arvicola amphibius (Eurasian water vole)
Lineage: Eukaryota; Metazoa; Chordata; Mammalia; Rodentia; Cricetidae
Product: testis-expressed protein 30-like
Exons: 2
Coding region: 1-687 (228 amino acids)
Source: RefSeq, a predicted model, not a curated record